AUGCCUACUUCAGCUAAGAUGUCUUCGCCUUUACCACCCACAGCACCACUCGUAGACGCAAGCGGCCCGGUAUCACCUCCAGAAACUGCACCCUUACAGGCCUGGGCUAACCAGGAACUUCAUGAGAAAGUCAUCGAUGUCGGUACGGGAACGGGCAUUUGGGCCAUUGACUUUGCCGACGAGUACCCGGAGGCUGUAGUAAUUGGCUUUGAUCUAUCGCCUAUCCAGCCGAUAUGGGUUCCGCCUAAUGUUAAGUUUCUCGUUGACGACUUUAACGCUGAGUGGCUAUAUGGUGAUGAUAACGACUACGUGCACCUACGCACCCUAGUUGGCUGCGUUACUGAUUGGACAAGCCUUUUCAGCAAGGCUUACGCCAGUCUAAAACCUGGCGGCUGGGUUGAGUCCUGCGACAACAAUGGUGGCUACCAGUCCGAUGACGGUAGUCUAACUAAAAAUAUGGCCCUCUACCAGUACAAGCAUAUUUUUAUAGAGGCUUUUGAGAAGAUGGGCUUCGAGGCUCGUACUAUGAUUGUUGAUGAAAAUAUUCAGAGAAAAGCGAUCGAGGAGGCUGGAUUCAUCAACAUCCACGAAAAAAUAAUCAAGGUCCCCACGUCGGAAUGGUCCGAUGAUCCGAAGCUAAAGGAGAUUGGAACCUUCACGCGUGUCGCUCACCAGGACGUCGAAGGUCUUGUUGGCCUCUGUGCUACGGAACUCGGUUGGUCGAAAGAAGAGAUUAUGGUUUACGCAGCCAAUAUGCGAAAGGAGCUUCGCAAUCCUAGUAUCCAUAGCUACAUUUUGGCCAAAGUUGUCUGGGCGCAGAAGCCACAUAGCAAGUAA
This is a messenger RNA of Grosmannia clavigera kw1407, 837 nucleotides long. RefSeq names its product methyltransferase type 12. The coding region runs from base 1 to 837 and encodes 278 amino acids. Lineage: Eukaryota; Fungi; Ascomycota; Sordariomycetes; Ophiostomatales; Ophiostomataceae. Gene Ontology annotation, molecular function: methyltransferase activity. The transcript has 4 exons. The record is from RefSeq and is a predicted model, not a curated record.